This is a messenger RNA of Eremomyces bilateralis CBS 781.70, 1568 nucleotides long. Its product is annotated as ribosomal protein L1. Lineage: Eukaryota; Fungi; Ascomycota; Dothideomycetes; Eremomycetales; Eremomycetaceae. Bases 244 to 1212 code for a protein of 322 amino acids. The record is from RefSeq and is a predicted model, not a curated record. The transcript is spliced from 3 exons.
GGGCUCUUAGUUUGAUUUCGUGAUGUGUGCAUCUAAUUCUAACAGCAUGAAAAUGAUUCCAAUUGCCUCUAGUUGGCUGUGCACGUGUGAGAAUUGAACAGAGUGAGAACAUUCAAUUGUUGGCCCACAUUUCGGACCCCUGUCACAUUCUGACUUCAAUUCAUGUCUAACAUUCUUUUCGACGUCUUCAAUAGACAACCAGCUGUUGAGAUGACAGCAUCUUUUCUUAAGCCACCCGUCUCAAUGGCGUUCGCAGCUCCUCUAUACAGGCGCCAAUGCCUGUCAUGCCUCUUCCAACGAUCGCAUCUCCAAGUCGAUCGAUCCGCCUUCCAGCUACCGCUGGCGAUGCAGACAAGAUAUGCCACGACCGGAACCAGUGCCAAUGCCGCCAAAUAUCGAAAAAAGAACAAAGCUGCCGGGAAGGAAACGAAGAAGAAGAAGAAGGGUCCGCAAGAGUAUCGCCAACCGAACCUGAAGCUUGCUGAGCAGUAUACGCUGUGCGAUGCGAUGCGAAUCAUUCAAGCAUUUGAAGUCGGCCGUCCUCCGAAUGUCCCAAAAUACGAGCUUCACAUUCGCCUCCGGUCGCUCAAAGAUGGCCCCGUCAUCCGUAAUCGCGUCCGACUCCCUUACCCUGUCCGUACCGACCUCCGCAUAUGUGUCAUCUGCCCAGCCGAUUCUCCACAAGGGAUCGCCGCCCGUGAGGCCGGAGCCGCGCUUGUCGGCGAAGAAGAAGUUUUUGAGAAGGUCAAGGCGGGAAAGAUUGACUUUGAUCGAUGCAUCGCGCACGACGAAUCCGUUGCAAAGCUGAACAAAGCUGGUGUCGCGAGGAUCCUAGGACCUAGGCAGCUGAUGCCAAGCGCGAAGACGAAUACCAUCGUAAAGGACGUUGCCGCGGCAUUACGAGACAUGGGCGGUGCGAGCGAGUAUCGAGAAAGUCGGGCGGUGAUACGGGUCGCCAUUGGACAGCUGGGUUUCACACCGGACAAGCUGAAGUCGAAUGUGGCAGCCCUGAUCGGUCAGUUGAAGAAAGAUAUGGCCGCGAUGAGCGAAAAGAUCUCCAAGGACAUUCAUGAAGUGGUUCUGAGCUCCACAAACUCCCCUGGAUUCAGCCUUAACGGACAAUUCCGGAGCGAGAAGUCUCUGCCUAUGGAGCAACUCGUGUUCCUAGAAAGCGAUUGGCGAGCCGACACGCAGACUUCAAUAUCACAAUAGUCUGAAUGAGUGGCAGAAGGUUUUCCAUGGCCUGCCAUGAGCUUGUAUGUAAAACCAUUUGUUCGAGUAUGCAAUUUUCCUCCGCAAUUCCUCAUAGACGGGGUACUAUGAAUCAUGUCUUUAUUCGACCAUCAGAACCGAAGGGUGUGAUCUUCCCCUGAGGAUUUUUCACAUGCAACUCUGUAGAGGACAUGCAGUUUUAGACGAAAUGACUUUGGAUAUAUUUGCCUAUCUUUACUGUCCAAGCCCAUUGCUGCAUGAAUGAUGUUUUAGUUAUUGAGUAAUAGAGGUCUUCUAUCUUUGCUCAAGGUUAUGGAAGUACCGACAAUAGACUCUUAGAUAAUUUCCGUUAUGGC